CUUCAAGGCCUUUUUUAUAUUUUCAACAAGAUAGGCUGAAUUUUAUUCUUCUUUUUCAACUGUGAGAAUAAGGAAUGCUGUGAGAGGAGUUUUUUUCGUGCCGACCCUGGAUUAUUUAAAUCUGUAAUAAGAUUUAUGAAUUCUAUAAUGACAAGAAACAGAAAAACAAAAAAAGACAAAAAAAAACUGCGCGUGGGUGUCAGAACGCAAAAGAUAUUACAAAUCAAUACAGGAGUCAUUACGUAUGUCAUUUGGUGCUAAUAAGCUUAACAUCACAAAUCAUUCACGACAUUAAAUUAUAUUGCAUAACUGAUUUACCGUUAAUAAAAAUGGUAUAAAUAAUUACAUUAAUUGAGAUGUAUUUUCUGUCAUGCUUACAUCAUUAUUCACAAAAAUAUAUAUGUGGACUCGUGUUCAAUCUUCACAGUCGAAAAUGCCGCAGUGUUUGUACUGUGCUUGACCUCAUUACGGAAGACGGAAAGCUUCCAGUUACAACCGCUUCUGUCUCCAGACGGAGAAUUUUAUAAAAGAAGUCGGCGAACGAGUAAGCUUCGGACAAAAGCGACGAAGCGAUUUAUCAUCAUUUUGAAUAUCUUACGCGAUAAGGUCUUGGAAUAGGAAUAUCCUUGCAAAAUUGGAAUAAAUUUGAAUUUUUGUAAGCGUACAAAUCGCGGUAGCCAUUGUUAGAUGCGUGUCGGACUUUUGACGGCGCGAUUUCAAAUGAUUUCGAUUGAUUUUCCAAUUUCCGUUCCGAUCAUUCAUCCCCACUAUGCAACAACCUAUCCGACUCACCUGGAAACCACGCCUCGAGUCCUUUGCCUACAGGUGGAGGAGGUGGUCGUGUUUUUGGGCAGCUCGGGCCGCGCGCACGCACGUAUAUUGUCACUCGUGCGAACGCACUCGAGUGGAUUCGUCCGAUCGCGCGGAACUUGUCAUUCUCCAUCCGUGAAUUCACCUUUCCCGAAAAAAGGACUGUCGAUUUUCACCUACUUAAGAAUUGAUCAUCAGGCCGAGCACGUGCACACUCGGGGAACAAAAUGAUUACCAGGCAUCGAAGAAAGAACAUUCUGCUCAUAAUGUUAUACCUCUUUAUGGAAGUGCCCGAUGAAAUCCGUGGCCACGGCAGAUUAAUGGACCCGCCGUCACGGAAUGCGAUGUGGAGGUUCGGCUAUCCGAACCCCGUUAAUUACAAUGACAAUGAGCUUUUCUGCGGGGGAUAUGCAGUUCACUGGCAGCAGAACAAAGGCAAAUGCGGAAUUUGCGGCGAUGCGUAUCAUCUGAGUGAACCGAGGCCGCAUGAAGCGGGUGGCGAGUUCGCCAAAGGGACCAUAGUCAGGCAUUACACUGUGGGCCAGGAAAUCGAAGUGGAGAUCGAGCUAACGGCCAAUCAUUACGGAAGGUUCGAGCUCUACCUUUGUCCCAAUAAUGAUCCAUCGCGCGAGGCGACUCAAGAGUGCUUCGACUCCUAUCCUCUGUACGUGUCCGGCACGCAAGAUGUCCGAUUCGAGAUUCCACGCGACACGGAAAAGAAGGGCGUCAUCCGAUAUACGGUAACGUUACCGCCGUACGUAACGUGUUCGCAGUGCGUCGUUCAGUGGAACUAUUACACAGGAAACAUGUGGGGCACGUGCGAAAACGGCACGGAAGCCGUCGGAUGUGGCAGGCCGGAGACCUUUCGGAAUUGCGCGGAUGUGAGGAUCGUCACGAGCACCGGUGGAAUACCGCCGCGGUUCUUGUACCAGAAUACCAUUUAUGAGCUCUAUUCCAUAGAACCAAAAUUCUCAAUUGCCCCGCUGGCCCAACCGCUGAGGGCACAAGUAUGCGAGCCCACAGCGGCCUAUCGGUACAGGCAGAAUAUGACCAAUUGGUGUCAAGUGAAUUGCAUCCGUGUUCCGUCAAAUUGCCCGCCGGGCGUCUGUUAUUGUCUGAACACGUGCGACGCUAUUGGAGAUAUCGCUGAUAGACCCGGCGCGGACCAAUAUUGCCUGAGACGUUGCAUGCGUUAUCCAUCGAAUUGCCCGACCGAUCGCUGCAACUGUUAUUGAAAUUGCGAACUGUGACCUGUAUUGACGUGCCACAUAUAGCAUUAUAUUGGGGGAUGUGAAUAUGCAUAUAUUUCCGAAUAGAUUAAUAAAACUGUAACACAUAAUUUUA
This is a messenger RNA of Linepithema humile (Argentine ant), 2154 nucleotides long. RefSeq lists its product as uncharacterized. Lineage: Eukaryota; Metazoa; Arthropoda; Insecta; Hymenoptera; Formicidae. The record is from RefSeq and is a predicted model, not a curated record.